UAUGAUAACAUACGAAUUUUGACGAUUUUUACAGAACCUAUACCGGCCGAUGUCAUUCACGCCGUUUCCAAGUUUCACGUGACCAACGAGCCUAGGCAUUUGUAUUUCUUCCGCGAAGGCUCGGUGGUCGGAUGGAACGUGUCAGAUCUWGAGGUCAGCAGUCUGAUUAACUUCCUAGUCGAACACGAGAUCGGGUCCUACGACAACCACAUCGUUAUGGACGAAAGAGAAAUCAUGUAUUACGCGUACACGAACGACAAAAAGAGUUCGAUCCAAAAGGGAAAUGUGCAUCUGAUCGGCGAUGACGUGACGGCGUCUGACUUGGACCGAUACACGUUUUCUAACGCGAUGGCGCACAGCGUGAAACUGGGUACGUGGGAAGCGCUGCUCGAAGAGUACAUAGACUCGGUCGAAUUCGUAACACAAGAUCUACAAAACGGAUUGCCUAUCCGUAUCACUAGGAAAGAAGUCAUGAAGAAAACCGGUGAACUAUUCGGACUGAGACACAGGAUUAAUUUAAGUUCAGAUCUCCUCGAUUUGCCAGACUUUUACUGGGAACGAGAACACUUAGAAACAUUUUACCGUUCUACCUGUAACUAUUUCAGUAUAUCUACACGACUCAAAACCAUGAAUACCAAAAUAAAC
This is a messenger RNA of Diuraphis noxia (Russian wheat aphid), 645 nucleotides long. Its product is annotated as required for meiotic nuclear division protein 1 homolog. Gene Ontology annotation, biological process: positive regulation of mitochondrial translation. NCBI's taxonomy places the organism in Eukaryota, Metazoa, Arthropoda, Insecta, Hemiptera, Aphididae. The record is from RefSeq and is a predicted model, not a curated record.